AUGCGCGAAUUAAAUGCCGACUCUCAAUUUGAGAGGAUCCAACGACGUCGUCCUGUAGUCAUUCAAGGAUCUUUCACUUUCAGUAUACCUUCGGAAAAUCUCGAAGAUGAGCGGAAUCCCAACUCAACGCAUUUCCCGAAUCAAUUUACAAAUAUAGAUGUACUGAUUAGCAGGGUGCAAGGCCUGUGCCUAGAUUGCAUCAAAUCGAAUAUUCUGCUAGAGAUGGCCCAGGAUGUCCUCUCGUCCACAGCAAGGCAAGACUUUAAUUGUUUUGAACGAACAAUCCACUUCUCUAACCAUGACACUUCCCCUAAAAUCUACGAUACUACUAACGUGAAGUAUUUUGUGGACCGUGAUAUUGCCUGGAGCUUUAGAAGUCUAGUCUCUGGAUGGAUUUCGAAUUCUCUUGGCGCGACCGAUGAUUCCUUUAAAUUCGGUAUACUAACAGCUCUACCCGAUUCACAAUCCGUUUCAAAGGAUUAUUCAUUCUAUUAUCGAGUACGACGUUAG
Lindgomyces ingoldianus is the source of this 510-nucleotide messenger RNA. RefSeq lists its product as uncharacterized. The record is from RefSeq and is a predicted model, not a curated record. The transcript is spliced from 5 exons. NCBI's taxonomy places the organism in Eukaryota, Fungi, Ascomycota, Dothideomycetes, Pleosporales, Lindgomycetaceae. The coding region runs from base 1 to 510 and encodes 169 amino acids.